Triticum aestivum (bread wheat) is the source of this 3306-nucleotide messenger RNA. RefSeq names its product putative receptor-like protein kinase At3g47110. Lineage: Eukaryota; Viridiplantae; Streptophyta; Magnoliopsida; Poales; Poaceae. Gene Ontology annotation, biological process: protein phosphorylation. Gene Ontology annotation, molecular function: ATP binding; protein kinase activity; protein binding. The record is from RefSeq and is a predicted model, not a curated record. The transcript is spliced from 2 exons. The coding region runs from base 1 to 3294 and encodes 1097 amino acids.
AUGGCCGCUCAAUCCAUGUCCGCACGUAUCCCUAUCUUCACACUCAUACUACUCUCAGCCGUCUCGGCUUCUUCUUCCAGUCCGACCACCAACAGCAACGGGAGCGACACCGACCUUGCCGCGCUGCUGGCUUUUAAAGCCCAGCUCGCCGAUCCUCUCCGCAUCCUUGCCACCAACUGGACCACCGGCACGUCUUUCUGCCAUUGGAUUGGUGUUUCAUGCAGUCGGCGAAGGCAACGUGUCACUGCUCUAUCGUUCAACGGCAUGCCUCUCGUUGGCUCUUUGGCACCUCAUGUUGGUAACCUCUCUUUUCUCUCUGUCCUCAAUCUCACCCGCACCAAUCUCACGGGCUCCAUUCCAGCCGAACUUGGUAGGCUACAUCGUCUUAUGCAUCUCCGUCUCUCAAGUAAUAGCCUGUCGAAUGCUAUACCUACUUCCCUAGGGAACCUCACAAGGCUCGAGUACCUUGGUCUAUCUCUGAACCAACUCUCAGGCCAGAUCCCUUUUGAGAUGUUGUUGCAUAUGCACAACCUUAAGGUGAUUGCUCUGGCCGCAAAUGACUUGACUGGUCAAAUUCCACCACAUUUGUUCAAUAACACGCCUUCCUUGACGGUCAUCGAUUUUGGAAAUAAUAGCCUGUCAGGUCCUAUACCAAACACCAUUGCAUCUCUAUCCAUGCUUCAGUUCUUCAGCCUACAAAUUAAUCAAUUCUCUGGCCUGGUGCCACAAGCCAUUUACAACAUGUCUAGCCUACAAAGCAUGAUACUCACAGGAAAUGGUAACUUAACUGGAAUGUUUCCGAGGAAUCAAAGUUUCAACCUCCCAAUGUUGCAACGCUUUUCGCUUGAUGAUAACAACUUUUAUGGUCAAUUUCCGGUAGGGCUUGCAUCAUGCCAGAACCUGCAGGUAAUUGAUCUGGGUAGAAAUUCCUUUGUGGAUGUUUUGCCAACAUGGUUAGCCAAUUUGCCAUACCUUGAAAUACUAUUCUUGGGUUUUAGUGGCCUUAUUGGUUCAAUCCCAGAUGCUCUUAGCAAUAUCACCAGUCUUACUGAUCUGGACAUCUCAAACGGAAACCUCACAGGAGAGAUUCCACCAGAAUUAGGUCUUAUGCAUGAACUCUCGUAUAUGUACCUUGGAGGCAAUCAAUUGACUGGUAAAAUUCCAGCUUCCUUUGGCAACCUGUCCAAUUUGUAUUUCCUUUCUUUGGAAAGUAAUCAGUUGUCCAGUCUAGUACCAACAACAAUUGGAGAAAAUUCGGCUCUAGUCACGCUUGAUUUGUCAGGAAACAAUUUAGAGGGAAACAUAGACUUCUUAUCAGCUCUUUCCAAGUGCAGAGAACUCCAACUCCUUGUGAUACAAUCUAAUUAUUUCACAGGCGUCCUCCAUGGCCAUGUGGGGAACCUUAGUUCACAGCUAAUCACUUUUACUGCAGGUUACAACAAGUUAACUGGUGGAAUUCCAACAACAAUUUCAAACUUAACUAACCUUCAAUGGAUAGAUCUUAGUAACAACUUCUUCACCGAGCCAAUCUCAGAAUCCAUCGGUAUGUUGGAAAAUCUGGUAUGGCUCGAUAUCUCUUACAAUGAAAUGUUAGGCCCUAUCCCAACACAAAUAGGUAUGCUUGGGAGACUACAACGUUUGUUUCUCCAAGGAAACAAAAUUUUAGGCUCCAUACCAAAUAACUUUGGUAAUCUAAGUUCGUUAGAAUACAUCGACUUGUCCAGUAACAAUUUAAAUUCCAUGAUACCCGCGAGCUUUUUCCACCUAGAUAAACUUAUCAAACUAGAUUUUUCUCAUAAUUCCUUUGUUGGUGCAUUACCAGUUGAUGUUUCUGGUCUAAGACAAACAAAUUACAUGGACGUUUCUUCCAACUUCUUGAUUGGAAGCAUCCCAAAUUCAUUCGGACAACUUAAUAUGCUAACCUACCUAAAUUUGUCACAUAACUCUUUCAAUAGCUCAAUUCCUUCCCCUCUUGAAAAGCUAAAAAGUUUAGCAUCAUUAGACCUCUCAUUUAACAAUCUCUCUGGCACUAUUCCCAUGUUCCUUGCCAACUUGACCUACUUGACUACCUUGAACCUCUCAUUCAAUAGUCUAGAAGGCCAAAUACCCGAGGGGGGUGUUUUCUCAAACCUCACCUCACAAUCUUUGAUUGGAAAUAUCGGGCUAUGUGGGGACACACGCCUAAGAUUUCCACCAUGCCUCGACAGAUCUCCCUCAAGUAAAAGGCACUUGCUUCAAUUUCUACUCCCAAUACUUGCAUUAGCUUUCGCCAUUGCCAUUUUUGUAUUCAUAUGGACUCGAAGGAAACUUAAGAAAGCAGAUGGUGAAACUUCUGUUGAUCCAACUAAUGUCUUAGGACAUCAGAUUAUCUCCUAUCGUGAGCUUAUUCGUGCCACUAAUGAUUUUAGUGAAGAAAACUUAUUGGGAUUCGGAAGCUUUGGAAAAGUAUUUAAGGGUCAAUUGAGCAAUGGUUCGGUUGUGGCGAUAAAAGUUAUUGACAUGCGGCUGGAGCAUGCCAUCCGAAGUUUUGAUGCCGAGUGUCAAGUGCUUCGCAUGGUGCGACACCGCAAUCUGAUAAAGAUACUCAACACAUGUUCCAACCUUGACUUCAGAGCACUAGUGCUUCAGUACAUGCCCAAUGGCAACUUAGAGAUGCUCCUACACAUGUCUCGGAGUACAAGGUGCUUGGGAUUUCUUGAAAGACUAAGCAUCAUGCUCGAUGUGUCGAUGGCAAUGAAUUAUCUACACCACGAGCACUACGAGCUUAUAUUGCAUUGUGACCUAAAGCCUAGCAAUGUGCUGUUUGAUGAGGAGAUGACGGCGCAUGUGGCAGACUUUGGGAUUGCAAGAUUGCUUCUAGAUGACAGCUCCAUGAUAAGUGAAAGCAUGCCUGGAACAGUUGGGUACAUGGCACCAGAGUAUGGGUCGCUUGGAAAAGCAUCAAGGAAGAGCGAUGUGUUUAGUUAUGGAAUCAUGAUCCUUGAGGUCUUCACUAGAAGGAGACCCACUGAUGCUACAUUCGGUGCACAACUAAACCUUAGGCAAUGGGUUCAUCGUGCAUUUCCCGCAGAGCUUGUCCAGGUCAUUGAUGGCCAGCUACUGCAAGACUCCUCUCUUUCUAGUUGCGGCUUGGACAAUGGCUUUCUUGAGUCGGUAUUUGAGCUAGGUUUGGUCUGUACCAGUGACUCGCCUAACCAGAGGAUGACUAUGCAUGAUGUGGUUGUGGCGCUGAAGAAGAUCAAAGCCGAGUACACCAAACAUGCAACAAAGAUGUCACCUUAUGCUACACAAUGAUCCCUCCCUCAC